Messenger RNA from Morone saxatilis (striped sea-bass), 2809 nucleotides. RefSeq names its product protein kinase, cAMP-dependent, regulatory, type II, alpha, B (gene prkar2ab). Gene Ontology annotation, cellular component: cAMP-dependent protein kinase complex. The coding region runs from base 899 to 2128 and encodes 409 amino acids. Gene Ontology annotation, molecular function: cAMP-dependent protein kinase regulator activity. The transcript has 10 exons. Gene Ontology annotation, biological process: regulation of protein phosphorylation. NCBI's taxonomy places the organism in Eukaryota, Metazoa, Chordata, Actinopteri, Moronidae. The record is from RefSeq and is a predicted model, not a curated record.
UCCAUUAUUUAAUAACUGCAACAAAGGAUAAUAAGAAUAAACGGAGUAAUUAGAAUUUAUAUAAAAGCAAAUAAGUAAAAGAAAAUAAAUACUAAAAUAAAAAUACAAGUUUAAGAGCUUAAAGAAAUGUAAUGUCUUAGUAAUAAUAAAAAUAUAACAUUUUAGAGCGUCAUAUAGAAAUGUAUAUGGGAUUUGUUACCAGAAUACUUUUACUAAAAAAACCUGAGACCUCCAGAGAGGACUUCAUAGUAGGAAAGACUAAAUGUAUGAUGUUGAUUUGCCUCAUUGUCUCCAGCAGCUGCAGGAUUUCCUGUAAUGAGUCUUGUGAACGGGGCAUGUUGACAUUUUUCCAACAACAUCUCUCCCAUAAGGUUGAAUUUCAUGCUCAGCUUCAUGUUUUCCAUCACAUAAAUGCUUCCUAUCGGCUUACAGCUGUACCAUUUCACUUACUUAACUUUACUCAGUUACUUUCUGUGUGUUAGAUACAGUUCAGUCUGUCUCAUGGUGUCUGUUUCUGCAGCUGUCUAACACCAGCCACUGUCCACUGCUCUGUCUCUGUGUUGUUGCUGCUUUGCCAAAUCAUCAAGUUCUGAGGCGUAAUCCAUCGGACAGCCUUUAAUUACAUCUGCUGUGAAAAGUCCUGGUCAAUACUUUCCGACAGGCUGUGCCAAAUAAAGAAAUCAAUGAGCUGCUGGAUGUUGGAGGCAGUGGGACGAGAGGAGGAGGAGUCAGGUCGCUCCUGUGAUGACGGUCUGGGCAGAACUUUGAUUAUUAAAUCUGUGGAACAAGCUGAUGCUGAGAUUUCAUAUUUCAAAUCUGAAACUAUUUGACAUUUAGAUUUGGUUUUGUGGUUUACUUGUGAACUCUCAAGCUCCAGCCCUGUGACCUCUGAACUCCUAUGAUGACUGCUGUUGAGAUACCGGCUGGUUUGAAAGAGCUGCUGCAGGGAUACACAGUGGAGGUGCUUCGCCGCAGGCCGCCAGACUUGGUCGAGUUUGCCGUGCAGCAUUUUACACGAAUUCUGGAGGGCCACAGAAAUGAUCCGAAAGCCAAGAAACGCAGUGCCAAACCUGCACGGAAAGGAGUGACCUUUGAAACAAAGUCAGAUAAACCUAACAAGGACGAAGAAGAAGAAGAAGAAGAAGAAGAAGAGGAAGAGGAGGAGGAGGAGGAAGACACUGUCAAGUCCACCACCAGUAAAUACAACCGCAGGGUUUCAGUUUGUGCAGAGGCGUACAACCCCGAUGAUGACGAGGACGACGACGCAGAGCCUCGGGUCGUUUACCCCAAAACAGACGAGCAGCGUCGCAGACUUCAGGACGCCUGCAGACACAUUUUACUGUUUAAAACACUGGAGCAGGAGCAGUUUUCCGAGGUCUUGGACGGCAUGUUCGAGGUGUUGGUCAAAACUCAGGAACACAUCAUAGACCAAGGAGACGAUGGAGACAACUUCUACGUCAUAGAGAAGGGCGUGUAUGAUAUUUUUGUGGAGAAGGACGGAGUGAGUGUGUGUGUGGGAAAGUAUGACAACAAGGGUAGUUUUGGUGAGCUGGCUCUCAUGUACAACACGCCGCGAGCUGCCACAAUCGUUGCCACACAGGAAGGCGCCCUGUGGGGCCUGGAUCGAGCCACAUUUCACAGACUGAUUGUUAGAAAUAAUGCGAAGAAGAGGAGAAUGUACGAGGCCUUCAUUGAGUGUGUUCCUCUCCUGAAGUCUCUGGAGCCCUCUGAGAGAAUGAAGAUUGUAGAUGUUUUGGGGGCCCGAGUGUUCAAAGAUGGAGAGCGCUUAAUAACGCAGGGGGAGGAGGCUGAUUGUUUCUACAUUGUGGAAUCAGGAGAGGUGAAGAUAAUGAUAAAAAGCAAAACGAAGGCGGGGCAGCAGGAUAACACAGAGGUUGAGGUGGCUCGUUGCUCUAGAGGGCAGUACUUUGGAGAGCUGGCACUGGUCACCAACAAACCACGCGCUGCCUCAGUUUAUGCUGUGGGAGAAACCAAAUGUUUAGUAAUUGACAUCCAGGCCUUUGAGCGUCUGCUGGGACCCUGUAUGGACAUCAUGAAGAGGAACAUUUCCCAGUAUGAAGACCAGCUGGUGGCAUUGUUUGGCUCCAGUGUAGAUUUAAAACACUAGGACAUGUAAUUUUUAAAAUAGUGUAGCAUUUAAGUCAAAUAUAGUGACAAUGCAUGUAACACAUGAUUAUCUCCCCCCUUUGAAGUGAAUGUAACAUACAGCCUUUCUCUGUUUUAUAUUCCUUUUACAGCUCUGCAACAAGUUUCAGAUGUUUAGGUUGUGAAUAGAAAACAAUUAAGAUAAGUUAGUUAGUAAGGUUUGUGCUUGAAUAUACCUCACUGAUACAAGGUCCGUUUACAGCAGGUGAGCCGACAGUCCAGAGCUGACUGUGCAGUGGAUGCACAACUCAUCAUACUGUACCUUCACGUUAGCUGAAUAUAAGUCUAUAAAGCUUUUCACAGGCUUCUUUUAUACAGUUCCUGAUUUAUAAUUUAAUGUGUUGUUCCUUUUCUAUAAACUGUAGGUGUGACAUGGCUUACUGGGGCCAUGGUUAAAGUUAUUAGUAAUACCUGUGCUUUUCUUAUUAUCUCAAGUCUAAAUGAAUGUUUAUCUAAUCUAUCACUAUCAUUACAUUUUAAAAGAGCAUUUAUUAUAUAAAUAAUUCAUGUUAGUUGGCUGGUCAAUGACCUAAUAAUACAAAAUGAUUUGUAUUUGCACUCAAACUAUUAACAACCCCUUGUUUACUUAAACCUCUGUUGUAAAGUAUGAAAUGUAAGUGACUGAUUAUUAAAGUGAGUGAAA